Molecule: messenger RNA, 775 nt
Organism: Chara braunii
Lineage: Eukaryota; Viridiplantae; Streptophyta; Charophyceae; Charales; Characeae
Source: the annotation of a GenBank genome assembly
GCGGUGGAUGAGGCUAGUGUGAAACAAGCCUCGUCAGUACCAAGGAGCAGCGCCUCUGCCGAGAACCGCAAGCGCGAGGAAGUCAAGGAAGACACGACGGUAGCAAAGCAGAGAACCUUAAGCGACAACUUGAAGAGAUGAGACAUAUUCGUUUUGACCUGGCAACCCUACGAGGUACAGUAAAUGGACUGAAAUCACCGGCCUCAAGACAGUUUAUCUCUCCACGGGCGAUGCAGCGGGUCGAUCACCGUACUCCAGCAAAGAGGACGCCGGUGAAGACUGCACCAGGCCCAAGCGGAGGGAAGAAAGCGAAGCUAAGACAAAGCGAAGCUCGCCAGAGGAUCGUGCGAUCAACUGCCAGGCGAAGGAUCCUAGAAGGAAAGCAGAUCUCGGAGAAUAUGCUGCAGAGUUUGCAGAUGGGGGAUCUCAAGAAGUUGUGCACAAAACACAAUAUCAAGUAUAAGGGCAUGUUGCAGGCACGCGUCGCCCUUAGAAAGAUUAUUAGGGUGAUCGUCAUGGUUACGGAGGAUAUGGUGGACCCUGAAGAAAACGGGGAGGAGGCGCAGACGAAGUAUCGGCAAGGGGACCACGGGAUUAGCGAAUCCAUGGUUGAGGACGCAGAGGAAGGAGAAGUGAGCGAGUCAUCAGAAGAUCCGGAUGAGGAAGACGAGGAGAAUGACGUGGAACCGUCGGCGAACUAGCGGCCGACUGGUCCUUCGGCUACAGGCCUCCCAACUGGGAUACAGUGGAGCUUGGCACGGAGAUGCAACCUGAU